Molecule: messenger RNA, 456 nt
Organism: Cucumis melo (muskmelon)
Lineage: Eukaryota; Viridiplantae; Streptophyta; Magnoliopsida; Cucurbitales; Cucurbitaceae
Product: S-protein homolog 1-like
Exons: 1
Coding region: 1-456 (151 amino acids)
Source: RefSeq, a predicted model, not a curated record
AUGGUCCUUUUGUGGCUUGCCACAACCAAUUUGGUUGGGGGUCAAGUUCUAAGGUCGUCGGGGCCUCCACCAGAACGUACGAGAUAUCAUGUUCAUGUGCUAAACGGGCCAUAUUAUGUUCAUGUGCUAAAUGGGCUAAGCUACCAUAGUUUGGAUGUGCAUUGUCAAUCCAAGGACGAUGAUUUGGGACAUCAUUUGGUUAAUCAUGGAGAUGAUUUCCAAUGGAACUUUAUAGAAAACCUUUUCAGAACAACCUUGUUUUGGUGUAGAUUGGAAAAGUCGGAUGCGUAUGUCUCUUUUGAAAGCUUUUGGCCUGAGUCGUUGAAGAACCCUUGGCUUCGUCGUAGGUGUGGGACUCAAUUAACUUGUCUUUGGACAGCUAAAGAUGAUGGAAUUUAUUUGAGAAAUAUGCCUACUAAUGUUGAUGAAUUUGUUCACAAAUGGAUUGCAACGUAA